UCAUCUCACCGUACUCUACGUGACGUCAUAUUCCUUCAGCGUAUGAAUGCGCAGUGAGCGGGAAUGGUUUACCUUAUCUCACUACCUUGGUGACGAGUGUUUACAAUUUACAAAUUUGGUCUGUCUUUGCAGUCUUUACUAUAUUACUGGUAAAAACUUGUAGUGUUUAACUAUUUAUAUUUUUUUGUGUACACGUAUUAGCUAGCUCUGUGUUAGUGAUAGUAUGGACGUAUUACGCCUUUGUAUUUUUAUGUACUGAGUCCUUUGAGGUUAUAAAAUGUUUAAUGCCCUUGUUCGUUUAUUGCCGACGAGAGUUACUCAGUCUGCAACAGCGGUAUAUUUUACUGUUUCAGCGUGGCGAAAGGUUGGUUUCAGAGGUUCGCAUAGCAGCUCGCAAGCAACGUGUUUUAAAGACAUGAAGAUUGUAACAUUGCCUGCACUCCAAGACAACUAUAUGUACCUGGUGAUAGAUGAGGCCACCAAGCAAGCUGCCAUCGUGGACCCCGUGGCUCCAGACACUGUCUUGGAGGCUGUGAAGGCUCAGGGAGUUCAGCUGACCAGCAUUCUCACCACACAUCACCAUUGGGACCACGCGGGGGGCAACGAGGAGCUGGCGAAGAAGGCGCCCGGCCUCGAGGUGUACGGCGGCGACGAGAGGAUCGGAGCGCUGACCAAGCGGGUCGGGCACGGCGACGAGUUCCAGGUGGGACAGCUGACGGUGCAGUGCCUGUUCACGCCGUGCCACACCUCCGGACACGUCUGCUACUUCGUGCAGUCGCCGGGCGAGACCCCGGCCGUUUUCACCGGGGAUACACUUUUCAUUGCUGGUUGUGGAAGAUUUUUUGAAGGCACGCCGGAGCAGAUGUACAAGGCACUGAUUGAGAUUCUGGGCUCUUUACCAGAAGAAACAAGGGUGUUUUGUGGCCACGAGUACACGUUAGCUAAUUUGAAGUUUGCUGAGCACGUGGAACCAGACAACGAAGCCGUGAAGAACAAAAUGACGUGGGCAAAAAUGAAAAGAGCGAAAGGAGAACCGACCGUACCGUCCACAAUACGUGACGAGAAGAAAUUCAAUCCCUUUAUGAGAGUUACUGAAGCAUCAGUUCAGAACCACGCAGGGCAAAGUGAUGACAUUGCUACAAUGGGAUGUAUUCGCAGGGAAAAGGACUGUUUCAAAGGAUAAAUUACAUUGUUCAGGCAGCUGGCUGGCUGUCGAGCUGAAGAGGUUGGGCUCGUCGAGAGGCACCUGAAGGGCCAUGCUCCGCCAGUCCUUGUUGUACACGUCCAGCCGUGCCAUCAGAGCCCUGGGGAGCAGACACAAGUGAAAAAAAAAAGGUGCUGGGGUUAACGACUUAAAAUGUUUCACUUUACGAUGCUCAAAUCUCUUCAGGUCUUCUAAAGACGCUAUCUGAUCUCCGGCAUGUAUGUUACAUGAGAUUAAAGUGUGUUUCAUUUGUUUGUAUAUUCUCUAUAAAUAAAUAUUGUUAUGAAAAACUCAA
Bacillus rossius redtenbacheri is the source of this 1499-nucleotide messenger RNA. It is a transcript of the gene tzn, whose product is annotated as hydroxyacylglutathione hydrolase, mitochondrial. The transcript has 8 exons. Bases 278 to 1183 code for a protein of 301 amino acids. Gene Ontology annotation, molecular function: hydroxyacylglutathione hydrolase activity. The record is from RefSeq and is a predicted model, not a curated record. NCBI's taxonomy places the organism in Eukaryota, Metazoa, Arthropoda, Insecta, Phasmatodea, Bacillidae.